Molecule: messenger RNA, 12553 nt
Organism: Nanorana parkeri
Lineage: Eukaryota; Metazoa; Chordata; Amphibia; Anura; Dicroglossidae
Gene: HSPG2
Product: heparan sulfate proteoglycan 2
Exons: 97
Coding region: 1-12519 (4172 amino acids)
Biological process (GO): homophilic cell-cell adhesion; synapse organization
Cellular component (GO): neuronal cell body; axon; plasma membrane
Molecular function (GO): calcium ion binding; protein binding; axon guidance receptor activity
Source: RefSeq, a predicted model, not a curated record
AUGAACUGUGAGCCGGGUCUCCUCAUCCAGCCUCACAGAUGGACGCAGAUUCCCACAGAGACACCUCCAAACUCUUGUGGAGACCUUCCCAAAAGAGUGGAGGAUGUUUAUUACAGAGCUCUAGUGAAUUUCACCACUUCUAUAGACUACUCGCUGGACCUGGACAAUGUCUCCUCCGACCAGUUCCGGGAUCUGUCCGAGGCUGUCGUUGACACGCUGGAGUCCGAAUAUUAUAAAAUCCCCGGAGAACAAAUGGUUAAUGUCGUAUACGUCAAGUUGAUAGAUGGCGAUGUGUUUGUGGAGCUGGAUGUGGGAUCGGAAGGUAACACCAACGAUGGACAAAUCCGCCAGGUCUUGUACUCCGUCAUAGAGAGCGGCUCCAUCGCCAGCUACGUCACCUCCGCGCAGGGAUUCCAGUUCCGGCGCCUGGGAGCUGCACAAACGCCGCCACCUCCUGUUGGGUUUGAGCCUCCAGUCACCCCUCCAGUGCGCACCUGUAGAGUGGACGAGUUUGCCUGCACCAACGGUGAGUGCGUCCCCUUGGACUUCCGAUGCGACCAGCGCCACGAUUGCCGGGACAUGUCCGAUGAGGAGGGGUGCGAACGUGUGCUCUGCGGUGACACGGACUUUACAUGCGGCAGCGGCGAGUGUAUCCCCAGAACCUAUUACUGCGACGGCCGAUCUGAUUGCCAGGACUCGUCUGAUGAGCUUCAGUGUGAUUUUGCCACCACACCCUUCAAGCGUCCCACCCCCAAGCCCCCCAUAGAUGAGCCACGGCCAUGCCGGAGGGAAGAAGCGCGUUGCCCCAAUGGGCAGUGUAUACCUCGCGAUUAUCUGUGCGAUGGGGAACGUGACUGCAAAGAUGGAAGCGAUGAACUGAACUGCGGAACCCCCUCUCCCUGCGAGCCCAACGAGUUCAAGUGUAGGAAUGGACGCUGCGCCCUGAAGCUCUGGCGAUGUGACGGCGACGAUGACUGCGGGGACAAUUCUGAUGAGACAAACUGCCCCACUAAAGGGCCAAGUGACAUGUGUGCCCCGGAGCAGUUUGUCUGCGUCCAGUCCCGGACCUGUAUCCCAGCCAGUUACCAGUGUGAUGAGGAGGCCGACUGUCCAGACCGAUCUGAUGAAGUGGGCUGCAAUCCUCCCCAGGUGAUCACUCCACCAGAGGAGAGUAUUGUCGCCUCCCGGGGUGACACAGUACGCUUUACCUGCGUGGCCAUCGGAAUCCCGAUUCCCAUCAUCACCUGGAGGCUGAACUGGGGCCACAUUCCCACCAGCAGCAGGGUCACCAUGAGCAGCGAGAACGGACAUGGAACGCUCAUCAUUAGGGAUGUGAAAGAGGCCGAUCAGGGAGCGUACACGUGUGAGGCCAUCAACGCAAAGGGCAUGGUGUUCGGUAUUCCUGACGGCAUUCUGUCCCUGAAGCCAUCCAGAGGUCCUUGUUCUGAGGGCUUCUUCCACGUGGACUCCACCUCCAGGUGCAUUCCCUGCUUUUGUUUUGGUGUUACCAAGAUGUGCCACCAGACGGGACGCUACCGAAACCAGAUCAGACUUAGCUUUGACACUGACGGUGAAUUUAAAGGUGUGAAUGUGACCUCCCCGCAGGGCUUCCCUCCCCUCUCAUCUAAUCAGCUCCAGAUUGACACAACGUUUGGGGAGUUUCAGCUCGUCGAUCUUUCUCGAAGGUUCCUGAGUCAUGAUUCCUACUGGACGCUCCCAUUUCAGUUCCUGGGGGACAAGGUGGACUCCUAUGGAGGUUCCCUCAGCUAUAAAGUCCGCUAUGGUCUCACCAGAGGCCAGUCGGAGCCAGUGAGAAAGCCAGACGUCAUUCUGGUAGGAAAUGGACAGAGACUGAUCUAUCGGGUCCAGUCAUUCACCCAGCCAUCUGUUGUCAACCAGCGGGCGAUCCAAUUCACCGAGGAGAAUUGGCAACAUGAAUCUGGAAGGGCUGUGACCCGGGAGGACCUGCUGAUGACCCUCCAGAAUGUGGAAGCCAUCAUGAUCCAAACUGUCUACGACAACAAGAUGGCCAGCGUUGGCUUGGCAGACAUCGUCAUGGAUACAACCUCUGUGGAGUACUCCCAACUGGGCGUGGCGAUGGGUGUAGAAGAGUGCAGGUGCCCCGCGGGGUAUUCAGGCCUCUCCUGCGAGGUUUGUUCCCCACAGUUUGAGCGCGUUCCUGGAGGACCUUUCCUGGGCACCUGCUCUGGAUGCAACUGCAAUGGCCACGCCAGAUCCUGCGACUCUGAGAGCGGCUACUGCAUAAACUGCCAACACAACACGGAGGGGCCGCAGUGCAACAAAUGUAAGGCCGGCUUCUUCGGAGACCCCACUAAAGGAACGGCCGAUGCCUGCCGACCUUGUCCGUGCCCUCUGAUGGACCCGACACGCAGGUACUCGGACACGUGUUUCCUGGACACAGACAGUCAGCCAACAUGUGACAACUGUGCCGAGGGUUACACCGGGCGGCGUUGUGAGAGGUGUGCGGUCGGGUACGAAGGUGACCCAAUGAGACCUGGCGGGCGAUGUGAACCCGCCGACACGGGAAUAUGUGAUGAUCGGGGCAGCGCCGUCUCCUCUUCGAGUGCUUGUGUAUGUAAGCCUCACGUCUCAGGGAAGUUGUGCAAUGAAUGUAAAAGUGGAACUUUCUACCUCAGCGAGCGGAACCCGGACGGCUGCUUGAAGUGCUUCUGUAUGGGAGUGACGCGGCAAUGUUCCAGCUCCUACUGGAACCGGCACCAGGUCCGCGCAACGUACGGCAGCCACGAGAGGGCGCCAUUUUCCAUCACCAAUAUUGCCAGCACCACCACAAUCCGUGAGGGCAUCAGCGUGACGAGUCCAUCAGAGCUGACAUUUGGCUCCUUCAACAAUAUCCCCCAGGACACCUACUUCUGGGUGCUGCCGGAGAGCUUCAAGGGAGACAAGGUCACAUCAUAUGGUGGGGAACUGCGCUACACCAUCACCUAUGAGGCCACCUACGGGGCCCAGUCUCUGGAUACCCAGCCUUACGUCGUUCUCCAGGGAAAUGGCAUCUUCCUGGAACAUUACGCUGAUGUCAGAAGUUCUCCUGGAUUCCCCAUCACCAUCACCGUUCCCUUCCGAGAGCGUUUCUGGCGGAGGACAGAUGGUCAGGAUGCUACACGUGAGCACUUGCUAAUGGCUCUGGCAGAUAUUGAUGUUCUGAUGAUCCGGGCGUCGUAUGCGGACAGGAUGGUGGAAAGUCGAAUCUCCAAUAUCUAUAUGGACAUCGCCGUUCCUCACUCUACGGGCCUGCAGCAGGCGGUGGAGGUGGAAGACUGUGCCUGCCCCAUCGGCUACACGGGACCAUCAUGUCAGGACUGUGACAUUGGCUACACGCGAUCUACCAGCGGUCUAUAUCUGGGCACAUGUGAGCGCUGCCAGUGCAGUGGCCACUCUACAGAGUGUGACGGGGAGACGGGAGAGUGCCUGAACUGCCAGCACAACACUGAGGGACCCAAAUGUGACCGCUGCAGACCGGGCUUUUAUGGAGACCCAAGACGUGGAAGUCCCGGAGAUUGCCAGCCUUGUCCAUGCCAGGGCACAUCAAGCCAGUACUAUGGAACAUGCUUCUUGGACUCCGAUGGCCAGCCAACAUGUGACUCUUGUCCCUCUGGUUACCUUGGACGCCAGUGUGAAAGGUGUGCUCCGGGUUACCAGGGAGAUCCAUCUCGAGGACAGCCCUGCACAGGUCCCGGUCCCGUUCCGAGCUGCCAGUGUGAUCUGAGGGGCAGCAUCAGUAACACAUGUGAUGCCCGCCGCCAGUGCCCAUGUAAAGCUCAUGUAGAGGGAUUGUCAUGCAGCACCUGCCGCCCCAACCAUUUCUACCUCAACGUGGACAAUCCAGAUGGCUGCCUGCCCUGUUUCUGUAUGGGGGUCACCCAGCAAUGUACCAGCUCCAGCUACCACCGAGAACUGAUCACCAGCCCAUUCCUACCUGGAAAUUUCCAGAACUUUGCCCUGGUGAACCGCCAGCGCAGCACCCGUAUCACAACAGGAUUCACAGUGGAGAUGUCCAUUCAUGGGCCGCAACUCUCCUACCGCCAAUUUGACCAGCUGGGCCAGGAGUCCUUCUACUGGCAGCUACCAGAGAACUACCAGGGGGAUAAGCGGGAGACGUACUUUGCACGGAUGCGUCGGGCCCACAAGCUGAAUGACUCGUCACUGACAGAAGAGGAAAUGCGUAAGAGAGUCGCUGCUGGAGACCUACAGGAACGUUUCAGCCCUCGUUCCAGAUCCCGGCGCCAGGCCCAGAAGGAUAAGAGCCAGGAAGAGACUGACAAUGACAUUUGGAGCCUCUUGUCAAGUUUUUCUUCUAGUGGUUCCCAUCAGCCCCCGACCUCUCUCCUCCCUGACAGUCACAAUGUGUCUGAAGGAGGUUCUCCUCCUUCUUCAUCCUUACACGGAGCUCCAGGUCCAUCUCCUUCUUCUCAUCAAACACAACAGAAAGCAAAGUCCAGGUCAGCCAGUCGUACCUUUCCACCGGUCGGGGCCCCUGGCCACUCACCCAGGAGAACAAUGGAUGAGGCUCUAAGCGGAGAUUCCCCUCGGUCAUCCGGUCAGGAUUCCUCCAACGUCCUCUAUUCUCGCUCUCCGGGAUUACGAGGGGCUGAGAAGUUCACUCUGAUCUACAAGGGCUUCUCUCUGUUACCUGAGGGGGUUUUCUACUGGUCCUUACCUAAAGCUUUCCUUGGGGAUAAGGUGGCGUCGUACGGUGGCACCCUGCGCUACACGCUCAGCUACACGGCUGGAAUUCGCGGCUCUCCGCUGCCCGAUGCAGAUGUUCAGAUCAUGGGAAAUGACAUCACACUGGUUGCCUACCAGACUGAGCUGCGCCCUCGUGACAUCAAGACCUUCGAGAUCGCCUUCCGGGAGAGUCAGUGGAAGCGUCCAGAUGGGCAGCAGGCCACCCGAGAACAUUUGUUGAUGGCUCUGGCUGAUCUCGAUGAAAUUCUUAUCCGAGCCUCGUAUUCCACCGACAUGUUGUCCGCUAGUAUCAGUGGUGUGAGUAUGGAGACUGCCGGACCAUCGUAUACCAGCCUGCCGCAGGCUUUGGAGGUGGAGGAAUGCCGCUGUCCUCCUGGGUACAAAGGCCUGUCCUGCCAGGACUGCGCCCCUGGAUACACACGCACCGGAGGGGGUCUGUACCUCGGCCACUGUGAGCCCUGUGACUGCAAUGGUCACUCCGAGACUUGCCACCCGGAGACUGGAGCUUGUACGAACUGUUUACAUAACACGGGCGGAGAGUUCUGCGACAAGUGCGCGCCCGGCUUCUAUGGCGAUGCCUCGGCCGGAACUCCUGAGGACUGCCAACCUUGUGCGUGCCCGCUGACUGACCCAGAGAACCAGUUUUCUAAGACAUGUGAGACGAUGGGUACAGGGGGGUACCGCUGCACUUCCUGCCCUCCGGAAUACGUGGGACAGUACUGUGAGAGAUGUGCUCCUGGCUACACGGGGAGCCCCAACAUCCGAGGACAGAAAUGUCUUCCUGACGACCGAAGAUCUUCUUUUGUGGUCAGAAUUCAUCCCGACAAGAAGACGGCUGCGGUGGGUGAGAAGGUGACCCUGCACUGCCAGGGCACCGGAGAUCCUCCUCACUACUACUUCUGGACACGAGAAGAUGGGCGACCUCUUCCCAGCACCACCCAACUGAUAGACAGAGGAGAGAGCUUACAUUUCCCCAGCGUUCAGACUUCGGAUUCCGGCGUCUACAUCUGCACCUGCCGCAACUACCAAUUCGCCAACACCAGCCGGGCGGAGGUCACCGUGCAAGCGUCCUCCAUCACCAGACCCAUCACCGUGACGGUGGAGGAGCAGAGGGUGCAGAGCGUGCGCCAGGGAUCGGAUGUCACCUUCAUAUGUACGGCAAAGAGCGUGUCUCCAGCCUACACCCUGGUGUGGACCCGGCAGAACAACGGGAAGCUUCCAGAGAGAGCGAUGGACUUCAAUGGCAUCCUAACCAUCCGCAAUGUGCAGCCGGAGGACGCCGGGAUCUACUUCUGCACCGGCUCCAACAUGUUCGACAUGGAUGAGGGCAACGCCACGCUCUAUGUUCAAGAAACGUCCCAGACAAAGAUGUUUUAUGGACCAUUUGAGACCUUUGAAGGACACAGUCCGUCUGGAACAGGGACCCACCCCACAGCCAUCAUUGAACCCAGGCAGCUGACUGUCCAGCAGGGUCAACCGGCAGAGUUCCGCUGCACAGCGUCCGGGAACCCUCCACCGACCGUGGAAUGGACAGGUGGACAGAACGGAGGCAUCUCCUCUAGAGCAAGCAUCCAGGGAGGUGUCCUGAGAUUCCCAUCCGCCCAGCACUCCGAUGAGGGUCAGUACACCUGCACCGUCCGCAACAGUCAUGGACACCACAUUGCCCGGGCCGAUCUGCGAGUACACAGUGGGAAUCUUCCAGUUGUCCAGGUGAGCCCAGAACGUACCGAAGUCAGAGAAGGUGACACAGUCCGCCUGUAUUGCAGAGCUGGUGGCAGUCCUAUGGCGACAAUCUCCUGGAGGAAGCAGGGUGGCAUUCUACCACCACAGGCUCGCACAGAGAGGACAGACAUCGCCACCCUUGUGAUCCCCUCCAUAUCUGCAGCCGACGGUGGCACCUAUCUCUGCGUUGGCACCAAUACGGCUGGCACCGCGCAGGGCCGCAUUGAAGUCAUUGUAGUGAGAGCCUCUGGAUCGGCUCCUCUGGUGAGGAUUGAGCCGUCAUCUGACACGAUACAGGAAGGACAGACUGUGGAGCUGAACUGUGUGGUGGCGUCGUACCCGCAAGCCGUGGUCACGUGGCACAGGCCGGAUCGCCCACUCUCGCCAAAUCACCAGGUGUACGGCUCCCGACUCAGAAUUCUACAAGCCUCCUCCGCAGACUCCGGGGAAUAUGUCUGCCGGGUCACUAAUGGCUUUGGCACACAGCAGGCCUCCAUUGUUAUCACCAUCACCCGUAGCCCCGGCGCUCCGAUCUACCCGGAAAACAUUCCCGUCCUCCGGAUCGAGACCUCCUCCGGCUCGCUGGUCGAGGGGCAAACCCUGGAGCUGGAUUGCCAGGUUUCUGGCUUUCCCGGUGCCGUGGUCACAUGGCACAGACCAGGAGUUCCGCUUUCACCAAACCAUCAGGUGUCCGGUUCGCGGCUGAGGAUCCUACAAGCUUCAGCAGCAGAUUCUGGCGAGUAUGUCUGUCGCGUGACCGCCGGCGCAAUCACUCAGCAGGCGUCCACCUUCGUGACCGUCUCCCGCGUAUCCGUUGACCCGUCCGGCUUUGUCCCGGCAUUGAGGAUCGAACCGUCUUCCAGCUCGGUGACAGAAGGACAAACCCUGGAGCUGAACUGUGUGGUCUCCGGGCAGCCAAACGCUGCCGUGACCUGGCAAAGAACCGGGCGACCUCUCUCCUCCAAUCACCAGGUUUCGGGUUCCCGUCUGAGGAUUGGUCAGGCGUCUGUAGCCGACUCCGGGGAGUACAUCUGCCGCGUCACCUCCGGAACGGUCACCCGUCAGGCCUCCAUUACGGUCACCAUUACCCACAGAACCGGUCCGGCCAUCUCCCCCGGCAUCACUCCGACAAUCCGGGUGGAGUCUCCGUCCGACUCGCUGGCCGAAGGGAAGACCGUGGUCCUGAACUGCGAUGUUGAAGGUCUAACACAUCAGGAGGUCAAUUGGUACAGACAGGGCCAGCCUCUGUCAGCCAAUCACCAGGUGUCGGGCUCCCGUCUGCGCAUCGUCAACGCAUCGCCCCGGGACUCCGGAGAAUACAUCUGCCAGAUCAGCAGCGGCAACGGCAUCCAGGCCGCCUCCAUCAUGGUCACCAUUGAAGGCUCGCACCAUAACUCUGGCCUCUCCGGGGCUAUUCGCAUUGAGCCGUCAUCACAGACGGUGGAGGAGGGGCAGCAUGUGGAACUUACUUGUUUGAUUGACGGAUACUCCAGCCACCCAGUGACCUGGCAUCGGCCGGGGGGCCGCCCUCUACCUCCAAAUCACCAGGUCGCGGGGCCACGGAUGCGGAUCCUGAAAGCCACCCCAGCUGAUUCCGGCGAAUACAUCUGCCGAGUGAACACCGGAUCCGGCGUCCGGGAGGCGAUCAUUAACGUCAUCAUACAACGCACCGCACAAGCGCCUGCGCACACCCCAUCGCCCAUCCUCAUUGAGAAGAACCCGGGGACGGUCACGGAGGGUCAGACGGUGGACCUGAACUGCUUGGUUGUUGGAAAUCCCGACGCCGUAGUCACCUGGAUGCGUCCGCAGGCCGAGUUUUCUCCAAAUCACCAGAUUUCGGGUUCCCGCUUGCGCGUUCUGCACGCCUCCCGAGCCGAUUCCGGAGAGUACGUCUGCCGGUACAAUAGCGGCUCCGAGAUACUGAAAGGCUCCAUCGUCCUCUCUGUCCAUCACGGGGCCCAGAAGACUUACCGUCUGGAGACUCCGGUCAUCUCCAUUAACCCCCACAGCGCCACCGUGCUCCAGGGGGAAAACGCCACCUUUAAAUGCCACAUCCACAAAGGUGCUCAACCCAUCCGCGUGACGUGGAAAAUGGGAAGUAACCAGCCGAUCCAAGAUAAUGUCAACAUCAGCUCGGAUGGCACUGUCCUUACUGUUGUCAGUGCUCGCCACAAGAACCAAGGUUCCUACCGCUGUAUGGCCUCCAACAUCUACGGGGCAGUAGACAGUGCUGUGACGCUGGUGGUAAAAGGACGGCCCACCGUCUCUGUGAUCCCACCGGGACCCAUCACAGUGAAUGUAGGCGAUACGAUUAGCUUGGAAUGUAAUGGAAUGGGAGACCCCAGACCAGUGGUCAACUGGCGGCGUACCGGAUCCAGACAGAUCAUCAAACAGCAUAGCCACGCCCCCCUGGAUAGCCACGCUAUGUUACAGAUUCCAUCAGCGAAGGCCGAGGACGCCGGAUCAUACACCUGCACCGGGCAAAACCCGGACGGUACCGCGCAAGUCCACGUGCAAGUCCGAGUGGAGAACAGAGUGGUGAAGCCUGGAGUUCCCAUAGUCACAGCAGACCAGGAAGUCCACGUCAUGCUGGCUGGGGAACGCGCCACCCUCAGGUGCUCUGCCACAGGAAACCCAACUCCAACGAUCACAUGGUCCAAACUCCGAGCUCCUCUUCCCUGGCAGCACCAGGUGGUCAACAAUACAUUAAUCAUCCCCAGAGUGGCCCAGCAGGACUCCGGGCAGUACAUCUGCAACGCUUCCAACACUAAUGGGCACUCGGAGAUUUUCGUCACCCUGGAUGUGGAGAAUCCCCCAUAUGCCACCACCGUCCCCGAUGAGCUGUCCGUGGCUGUGGGAGAAGCCAUCCGGUUACAGUGCCUGGCGCAUGGCACGCCUCCGCUUAAAUACCAGUGGACCAAAGCCAACGGCUCUCUCUCAGACUCGGCUUCCAUACAGGAGGGAGUGCUGAUCGUCAGUCAGUCGACAACCGGAGAUGCCGGCACCUACCGCUGUGUGGCCAGCAAUAAAGUGGGCAGAAGCGAGGCCACCGCCCAAGUCAGUGUUUUGGCACAAUUUUCUGUGCGGGUUUCGCCUCAGAUAGACACGAAGGCGAUCGGUGCCGCAGCAGAAUUUACUUGUAGUGUGAUCGGAGAUCCAAGGGCCAGGAUCCGGUGGAUGAAAGAAGGAGGAGCCCUCCCGUCAAAUCACAGUGUUCAGGGGGCAGUGCUCAGGAUUGUAAACUUGGAUCGUGGCGAUGAAGGCGUCUACACCUGCCGUGCAAACAGCCGCUUCGGUCAAUCCCAAGAUAGUGUCAAGCUGGUGGUCCAAGCUCUGCCCAAAGUCAGAAUUAACAUUCGCACCUCGGUGCAGACUGUGCUGGCUGGGAACUCGGUGGAGUUUGAAUGUUUGGCGAUCGGAGACCCGCGGGCCAAGGUGACGUGGAGCAAGGUUGGAAGCCGCAUGCCGCCAGACGUCGUUAUCAGUGGCGGUACGCUGAAGAUUGAGCAGGUGAAGCAGUCGGACGCGGGUCAGUACCGCUGUACAGCCACCAAUGAUGUUGGGGAGGUGCAGUCCCACGUCAUCCUCCACGUGCAGUCCGUGCCACAAAUUGCCGCUCAGCCGGAGAUGAAGGAAAUAACCACCGGAUCCACCACUGUGUUCCCAUGUCUGGCAUCUGGUUUUCCUGUCCCUGAAAUAACGUGGACCAAGCUGGAAGGAGACCUCCCGACCAACGCUCGCAUCGAGAACAACGUCCUGACCAUCGUGUCUGCGAAGCCCGAGGAUGCCGGCACAUACGUGUGCACAGCGGCCAAUCGCCAGGGCAGAGUCACGGCGUUCUCUAUGCUGAAGGUUCGAGAGAGAAUCGUUCCCUACUUCACCGGGCGCCCCCAGUCCUACCUCGCCCUGCCCAGUAUGAAGGACGCGCACAAGAAGUUCCACAUUAGGAUCACUUUCCGACCCGACGCCGCCGAUGGAAUGCUGAUCUACAGCGGGCAGAAGAAGAGCAGCGGAGCGGACUUCAUGUCUUUCGGUCUGGUGGGAGGACGGCCAGAGUUCAGAUUUGAUGCCGGUUCCGGAAUGGCGACAAUCCGUUAUCCUAUGCCCAUCAAUCUGGGCGAAUUCCAUACCAUAACCCUGUACAGGAACCUGAACCAAGGAUCACUUGUGGUGGACAACCAGACUCCCGUUAACGGGACAUCUCAGGGUAAAUUCCAGGGUUUGGACCUGAACGAGGAGCUCUAUCUAGGAGGUUAUCCCAACUAUGAGGUGGUUGCGAAGACUGGCUUGGGCAAAGGCUUUAUUGGAUGUGUCCGGCAGCUCAUUCUGCAGGGAGAAGAGAUCAUUUUCAAGGAUUUGGAUCUGAGGUCCAAUGGCAUUUCCAACUGCCCAACUUGUAGAGAUCGACCGUGCAAGAAUCGCGGAACCUGUCGGGAUUCGGAAAGCAGCAGCUAUGUGUGCCAAUGUCCCCCCGGCUUUGCUGGCAGUAACUGUGAGCACUCCCAGGCACUGCACUGCCACCCAGAUGCCUGCGGACCCGAAGCGACCUGCAUCAACCGAGCUGAUGGCUUGGGAUACACCUGCCGCUGCCAGCUGGGCAAAUCCGGAGACAAGUGCAUGGAGGGAGUCAUGGUGAACACGCCGUCAUUCAACGGAGAAACGUCGUACAUCUCGUAUCCCCCUCUCACCAACAUCCAUAACGAUCUGCGGGUGGAUCUGGAAUUUAAGCCGCUCUCCCCAGAUGGGCUCGUCUUCUUCAGUGCAGGAAAAGGAGCUCCGGUGGAAGACUUUGUGUCUCUGGCCAUGGCUCGGGGUCAUCUGGAGUUCCGCUACGAGCUGGGAUCAGGUUUGGCAAUCCUAAGAAGUGCGGACCCCAUCGCUCUGGGACAAUGGCACAAAGCAUCUGCAGAAAGAAUCAAUAAGGAUGGAACGCUCCAGGUUAACGGCAGUCCACCAGUGAAGAGGUCUUCUCCAGGGAAAAGCCAAGGCCUCAACCUGAAGACACAGAUGUACCUCGGAGGUGUGGACGGCACGGUGGAGCUCCCACCUGCGGUCAAUGUCACUCAGCCAUACCGGGGCUGCAUUGGAGAGGUUUCCAUCAACAACAAGAAGGUGGACAUCUCAUACAGUUUCAUUGAAAGCCAUGUUAUCAGUCAAUGCUAUGACAGCUCUCCAUGCGACCGCAUGCCCUGCCUGCACGGGGGCAGAUGUAUGCCCACCGGGGAAUACGAGUACCAGUGUCUGUGCCGCGAAGGUUUCAAAGGUGAUCGCUGUGACUCUCAUGAAGAUCAAUGCCAGAUACAGAAUCCGUGCAUAAACGGGGGCAUCUGCAAGGACAACCGAUGCCACUGCCCAGAGGGCUUCUCUGGAACAUACUGCGAGACAGGUGAGAACCGGGAACACAUUUCACUGUACGGAGUUCACGAAGGGAGUGGGGGGAACGACGCCCCAGGAGUGUAUGGGUCAUACUUCGAGGAUGACUCCUACAUAGCUCUACCCAGGCAGAUGUUCCCACGCAGCCGGCCAGACGCACCCGAGACCAUCGAGUUGGAGGUCCGAACGACGUCUACAAACGGCCUCGUUUUCUGGCAGGGAAUGGUGAGUCGAUCGGCGGAAUCUCAGCCAUUGUUUACAUUGCAGGAGGUAAAAGAACAAGGCCGGGAGAGGGACUUCAUCAGCCUGGGCCUCAAGGACGGACACCUCAUCUUCAGUUACCAGCUGGGCAGCGGAGAAGCCAAUAUUAUGACCGAGGAUCCCAUCAAUGAUGGUGAAUGGCACAAAAUCACCGCCAUCCGGGAAGGGAAGUCCGGAUCCAUACAGGUGGAUGGGGAGGAAGUCGUCUCUGGAAGUUCACCCGGUAAAAACAUCAUGGUGGACACAAAGGGAAGCGUUUACAUUGGCGGGGCCCCCGACGUACUGCUGACGACGGCUGGAAAGUUCUCCAGCGGAAUCUCCGGGUGCAUCAAGAAUCUGGUGAUCCUGAACGCGAGACCAUCUCACCAGCUGCACCAGCCCAUCGACUUGAAGCACAGCGCCGAGUCCGGUCAUAACACCAAAGAGUGCCCCUCGUAAGACUGCGCCACCACCCCCCUCACCCACGGGGGGG